GGAAUCUUCGAAUUGAACGCCCACCACGGCACCCCUCCGCUCAAUUCCCUUUGUCAUAACGGCCUCGAUGUCUGUCUUUACCAUGCUGGUAUAGACAAGACGGCACGCCUGCCUGCAAAAUGCCCAAUACGCCUGUUCCUUCCAAGGGAGCACUACGAACGUUACGCAAUCUUGCACUCGGAACCUCAUGCACAGUUGCCUUCAGCGCUGGCUUGAUAACAGAGGACCGUCGUCGUCGUAUACAUGCUGCACGAGAAAUCCACAACAAUGCCAAACGGCUCAAGUCGUCGAGGCAGUACCACAGUUCUGGCACUGCGGCGGCCUUCGAUGAGCAAAUCAUGAAGUCCAGAGAUGAGGGCUUCUGGGAAACGACCGGCAGAUCACCGUCAAGAGCAAGAUCUGAAUCCUCAAAUACUGGGUCAUCGAAAGCCCAGAAGCCUAUAAUCCCAGCUGGUCAAGAGCACGCCACUUCCCAACCAAGCUCGAGAUCUGAGCUGCACUCCCCAGAGCAACCCCCGGCUCAAUGGAAGCCUCGGCCGAUCACAACUCACUCUCGGGGUCGAUUACUCAAACGCGAGCUGUUUACUCCGAAGCCCUCAAGGGCUUCAUUUGAGCUUGCGUCCAUGACUACUCGCAAGGAAUCAGAUGAAAUGCCCCGAGCAGAAAAUCGCCAAGAGAAGCUUGCUUCUGAUAUAAUGACGCUAUUGGAAAGCGAACCAGACCUGGCGAAUGUUGAUGCGGCAGCUUCACGAUUCUUUGAGGCUUUUGAGGAAGGGAUACUUGUCGAUAAUUCUGGCAUCGAUGCGCAGCUCAUGGAUGCUGCGGUUCAACUCUCGAAAGCUUGUAUGGCACAGAAGAAGUUAGAGGCCGUGGAAAAGAUCCUUGAUAUAGUGCUUAGCUAUGGCAAGAUCGAGCAAGAAGUCUUUCUCGCUUUCAACCCUGCAGCUAUCAUAAAAAAACUGAUAGAGGGACCAUUUGAUAAAGCUUCAGGUCACACAAGGAUCGAUGAAGGGAGACUGAAGAAAGCGUGCGCCCUAUAUCUAACGAAAUUUGUGGAAAACCCCAAAGUCAUAAAGAGCAACAUGGGACCCAUUGGUGAAAGAUUAUGCGCCGAGACAUGCCGAUAUGGGAUGUUUGAUCUGACUGAAGCCUUGUACUGGUGGACGACGAAAUGUAACGGCGAGAUGUCGGUACGCAGCGUCGACCGCCUUAUAACUGCCGCUCACGGACGAGGAGAUCAUAAGAGGGUUUUGAAAUAUUUCCGAAGAUUCUACAUCCAAAAAUCUCCUAAUCAGGUAGAUUUUUACAAGCUUGUUGGCCUUGUCAUCGAGUCCUCCUUUGUUUCCGACACGGACUCUGUCUCCGAAGAAAUUUUGUUUGCUGCGGCUCGUAUGGCUGAGCGGGAAGGCCUUGCAACUUCCACUACCUGGUUUCUGAAGAUCCUUGGGCACGACUGGAGAAGUCACCAGGAGAUAGACAGGACCCGGGCACUUUUCGAACGCCUUGAACCCUUCCUUGAUCGUACCAGGCAUCCUCAAGCAGUGUAUGGGGCUAUCAUACAGUUUUGUGUCGAGGCCAACAAUGAGCCAGCCGCUCUCUCCUACUAUGAGAAACUACAGGAAUUUCACGACCCGACCCCUGCAGAUGUGCGAAUAUAUGGUCACUUUGCUUUGGCAAAAGCCAUGCGGAACGAUUGGAGUGGUGUCAAGGAGGAUUUUCACAUGAUGAAGCAAAUGGGUUCCGACCGAAACGAUUAUGGUGCUGCAUUCACACCUAUUUUCAACCUGUUCGCGAAGUCACAUCCGGUCAAAGAAACAGAGGAAUUUCUGCGUGAUUUUGUUGAACAAUAUGGUGUAGUCUUAACACCUAGUUUGUCGAAUAUCGUGAUUCACGAGUAUAUCAAAGCCCGGGAGCUCGAUUCCGUUUCCCGCUGGUUGGACUAUAUGGCUUGUGUCAACUGCAAGGUGGAUCCUAUGUUUUUCAACAUGAUUCUCAAGGAAUGCUAUAAGCAAUGGAAAUUAUCCUUUGAAGAAUUACACCAACUCUAUCGAUCGGUAGCAAGCCUAGGCCCCCGGACCCGGCGGUUCAUUAACAACGACACUCUAUCAACACUUCGUCAUAUUGCCAUUACCGAUUCCGGCAACAAAGUUGCAGAAACAGUCAAAAGGCUAGAAUAUCUGAAGCUGCAUGUACCUAUAAAGCGUACAAAUUGCGGUCGUGAUAUUCUGGACUCCAUGACCGUGGCGCUGGCCAAAGGUCAGGCGGCCAAAGUGUUGAAGAUAUACCGGCAAGCUCUUAACGAGCAGAUUCCACUUUCCGCAUCGACUGUCACUGUUGCUGUAAAUGCUUCUCUAGAGCUUCACCCCAGAAACAUUGAUGCUACAGCUUGUCUACUACGAGAUUCGCAGCAAAACGGUCAAGAUUUGAGACACGCGUUGUCCUCGAUGUUUAUCCGCCAAUUAUCAGAGUUGGGUAACAAUGUCACCACCACAAGUAAUCUCAUCAAGGACACGGCUGAAAGCACCAUUUCUGCCAUGGAAUCUCGCGGUGUUAUUGUUCCACCACAUGUUAUAACGCAUACCAUGAGUGCUCUUGUAAGACAACAACAGCAGCGUCAGGCCAUAGACUUCUGGGAGUCGAUGUCUCAUCGCGCCGGUCACCCGCCAAUACCGAUCGAUCUGGCUACCCUUACUACCCUUCUUCAAGCCUACAUUGGACUUAAGGAUCCCACUGGUAUCGAGUGGGCCAUUCAAAUGCUCAGUGUAAAUGACCUGAUUCCGGAUAGGCGGUUUCGGAAAGCUCUCAUCAACGCUCGAAAGGAGGCGAAGAAGCAAAACACCCCGAAAUUUUUCGAUUCUCUCCAUCGUGCCCUCGAAGUUGUCACAGAGAUGCGGGCCAAGGUGGGCCGAGAAAAAGAGAAUGCCAAGAUCAAGGCUGUACAGAUCAUGGAGAAAGCUAUCGAUGUAGAAACAUCUAGAGGACGUAGGAUGGAGAUCAAGCGAGUUGAGUCGUCGGAUCUGAAUCCGAGUGCAUUCUCAACAGAAGCUUGGGCGGUUUCUGACCCCAAGUCAGUACAUAGUUUAGAUGUACCACCACCAAGUAUAGCUCGUGUGACUGUUCGGUAAUCUUGUUCAUAAUAAAUAUCACAUGUUACGUACCUAC
Molecule: messenger RNA, 3162 nt
Organism: Amorphotheca resinae ATCC 22711
Lineage: Eukaryota; Fungi; Ascomycota; Leotiomycetes; Helotiales; Amorphothecaceae
Exons: 1
Coding region: 120-3125 (1001 amino acids)
Molecular function (GO): protein binding
Source: RefSeq, a predicted model, not a curated record